This is a messenger RNA of Nerophis lumbriciformis (worm pipefish), 3576 nucleotides long. The record is from RefSeq and is a predicted model, not a curated record. NCBI's taxonomy places the organism in Eukaryota, Metazoa, Chordata, Actinopteri, Syngnathiformes, Syngnathidae.
AUGAUGAACUCAAGGAUUCCACCUUGGUGCGUUGGAUUAUUCCUCAUUCUGAGUUGUUCAGCGGCUUUCCAGCUGGACGGUCAUGGCUCCCUGAAUGAACUGGACCUGACCGAGCUGAUCGGCGUCCCCCUCCCGUCGUCCGUCUCCUUCGUGACUGGUUUCCAGGGGUACCCCGCCUACAGCUUCGGACCUGACGCCAAUGUGGGCCGCGUCACCAAGCACUUCAUGCCGGACCCUUUCUACUACGACUUCGCUAUUACCGUUACAGCCAAGCCCACCACGCGGCAGGGCGGCGUCCUCUUCGCCAUCACAAACGCCUCCCAAAAGGUGGUCCAAUUGGGCGUGGCUUUAUCUGAGGUAGAGGAUGGUUCUCAAAGAGUGAUCUUCUACUACGCCGACUCUGUCACUGGAGCGAAAACCCAAGAAGCGGCUUCGUUUAAGAUGGGCGACCUCACGGGAAGGUGGGCCCGGUUCACCUUGACGGUGCAGGGAGCUGAGGUGCGUCUCUACAUGGACUGCGAGGAGUACCACCGCGUGGCUUUCGCCAGGAGCCCCCAACCGCUCACCUUCGACGACAGCUCGGGUAUCUUCGUAGGCAACGCCGGCGCCACCCGCCUGCCUCGCUUCGUGGGCUCCAUCCAACAGCUGGUGCUCAAAUCGGAUCCCACGGCCCCCGACGACCAGUGCGAGGAGGACGCGCCUUAUGCGUCCGGAAGUGGCGAUGGCACUUACGAGGACACGGAGGGAAAUGAUGAAGUCAAGAAGGUUGUAGAAAAGAAGCCCUACAAAGAGCUUGUGAACCCAACAUCCAGUAGCCCUGUCCAAGCCCCGCCCACUCAGAAGUCCAAACAUUUCGAUCAGGAUGACAAUGAAGAUGGAGACGACAUCGAAGAAGAAGCUUCCGGGCAGGAAAUGCGGACGACCACACCUGCCGGUAAACAAAGUGUAAAGACAACACCAAGCAUUUUCUCUAUUUUUAAUUCUGUUCAGACGGGACAAAAAGGCGAGCAAGGCGAACCCGGUCCCCGCGGACCUCCCGGACCCAUUGGUCCGGCGGGAGAAAGCUCGGAGACGCCCGCUGAGCCUGGACCCCGUGGCCCACCCGGACCUCAGGGCCCGCCAGGAGCACCGGGCAACGAUGGACAACAAGGCACAAAAGGAGAAAAUGGCACUCCUGGCGCCACUGGACCUCCAGGAUCUCCAGGCCUUCAAGGAGAGCCUGGAAUCAAAGGGGAAAAGGGUGAUACUGGCGUCGGACAACCAGGCCUUCCCGGACCACCCGGACCUCCGGGGCGCUUCCUCAAUCACUUCCUGGAGGGUUCCGGCUCGGCUAUGGACUCUGACGACUUUGACGGCGAUUUGGAGAUCAUUCGAGGACCACCUGGUCUUCCGGGACCACGCGGGCCUCCUGGACCUCCAUCUGAGAAAGCCCUACCUGGCCCGCCUGGCGUUCCUGGACAACCUGGCGAGAAGGGAGAAACUGGACUUCCUGGAGUUGAGGGAAACAAAGGACAACAAGGAGCUACUGGACAAAAGGGAGAAAUGGGAGAACCUGGUGUGAACGGCCAACCAGGACCGAAGGGUGAUCAAGGACCUCAAGGCUUGCCAGGACUUGCCGGUCCCGAGGGUCCAGAAGGACGGGUCGGACCCCAGGGUCCAGCUGGACCACCUGGACCCCCUGGCAAAGGUUUAGAGGGCCCUCAAGGAGUUCCAGGAGUUCGAGGACCAAAGGGUGAUGAAGGCCUCCCAGGUAUUGCUGGAGAACCAGGUCUUAAGGGAGAGCCCGGCGCUGCAGGUGCACCAGGAUUAGCUGGAGCAGAGGGACCCAAAGGUUCUGAGGGUCCAAAGGGAGAUGCCGGCGAUCUGGGACAAAAGGGUGAGCCAGGACAGAACGGGCUGACUCUACCCGGCCCUCCGGGACCUCCUGGACCUCCUGGACCCAUUGUCAACCUCCAGGAACUCCUUCUCAACGACACCGACGGCGUCUUCAACCUUUCGGAGAUUUUCAACGCUCAGUUGGCUGGACAACAAGGUCCAAAGGGAGACGCCGGAGUGCCAGGUGUAAAGGGACCUCCAGGACUAAAGGGCGAGAAAGGCGAGCCGGCCGUUUUCAUCUCAGAAAACGGAACAAUCACAGACCUGUCUGCACUCAUUGAGGAAAAAGGAUUCAAGGGAGAUAUUGGCGAAACCGGCCCUCCCGGUCCAAUCGGACCGAUGGGAAUGCCGGGACCGAAAGGGGAUUUGGGUUUCCCUGGAAGACCUGGUCGAAUCGGUCCGAGUGGACCCAAAGGAGAAAAAGGAGACUCUGUGGGAAAACCUGGACUCCCCGGACUGCCCGGACGACCCGGUCGACCCGGAAUAUUCCGAUGUCCAAAUGGGACUGUCUUCCCUGUUCCUGCUCGACCUUUCUGCAAAACACCAGUAAAUGGAAGUGGUGAAAUGAAUGACGGGCCAAAAGGACAAAAGGGAGAACGCGGUGUUCCUGGCUUGCCAGCGCCACCUAACACCUUCAAAGGACGCUUGGGAGUAAAGGGCGAGCCGGGCUUGGUCGGCGAAAAAGGCGAAAAGGGCGAAACGGGGUUGCGCGGGGUACCAGGCGCUCCCGGGAAACAAGGGCCAGUGGGACCCAAAGGCGAAUCGGUGGUGGGACCGCAAGGCCCCCGCGGCGAUCCAGGUCACCCGGGCCCCCCUGGCUAUGGCGGUCCCGGUCCAGCGGGACCCCCUGGACCACCCGGACCGCCUGGACCACCCGGACCCCCCGGACCUCCCGGUCCUCCCGGACCAUCUGGCUCACGCGGGCCCUUGGGAGGCUCGGCCGCGGUGUCUACAUUUUCCUCGUUGGAGUUGAUGAUGAGGAACACCGUCGGCGAGCCCGAGGGAAUGCUGGCAUACGUUUUAGCAACGGGAAGCCUCUACCUCAAGGUGUCUAAGGGAUGGAAGGAAAUACAGCUCGGUAGUCUGCUCCACUUUUCCAGCAACAUCAUCCCACAAGACGAGCCACGGGUGGCCCAGCAAACAUCAGGCGGCACUGUUCAGCGAGUUCGCGCCGUCAAGGACAGACUGAACCUGGUGGCACUGAACCAACCGCACACGGGCGACAUGGCAGGCCUGGACGCUGUUGACCGACUGUGCUACGAGCAGGCCAAAGCCAUGGGCCUGCCCCCCAACUACCGCGCUUUUGUUUCCUCGGGCAAGCAGGAUCUGGUUCAUUUAGUCUACCCAGGCUUCCGGGACACUCUGCCCAUCACCAACCUCAGGGGAGACGUGCUCUUCAGAAACUGGAGGUCCAUCUUCACUGGUGACGGUGGACCCCUCAACCCCAGGAUUCCUAUUUAUUCUUUUGAUGGACGUGAUGUUUUAGCUGAUCCCUUCUGGCCUGAUAAGAGCAUCUGGCACGGCUCCAGCCCGCUGGGUGUCCGAGUGGUGGACAAGCACUGCGAGACAUGGCGGGCCGCUCACGUGUCGGUCACCGGCCAGUCAUCCUCCCUGACAUCCGGCCGACUGCUAGGCCAGCAGACGCGUAGCUGCUCCGACGACUACAUCGUCCUCUGCGUGGAAACCCACAAGAACUUCUAA